This is a messenger RNA of Didymella exigua CBS 183.55, 2028 nucleotides long. Its product is annotated as DUF1212-domain-containing protein. Gene Ontology annotation, biological process: transmembrane transport. Bases 1 to 2028 code for a protein of 675 amino acids. Lineage: Eukaryota; Fungi; Ascomycota; Dothideomycetes; Pleosporales; Didymellaceae. The transcript has 3 exons. The record is from RefSeq and is a predicted model, not a curated record. Gene Ontology annotation, molecular function: transmembrane transporter activity.
AUGGAACCCUCAUCCACCAACUCCUCCUCCGGCACCAUCGACAACAAGCACGAGCUCAAAGCAUACCCACGUUCCCAGCCGUCGCAGUCCUUGCAGCCCAGCAAUGCGACGUCAGGAAGAGGACGUGUGAGGAUCAACAGCGUUGCCGCCGAGAUUCCCCCACGAACCCCCGCCGAAGAGCGUCCCAGUUUGAGUCACAUCAGCGAGGCCGAGUCAUUGGAGAACGCCAAUGACGAGACGCUCGCGGCUGCUGAGCAGCUGCUGGCUGCACACAACGCUGUAGCUCCUCAUGAGCACCCAACAGGCGAACGUGUUGACCCCUUCGACGAUUCUGAUGGCUACGCUGUCACCGGGAACCCGCAAGGCGGUGUCUUUUAUCAGCUUCUCCAAGCUUACAAGAACCCACUUCCAGCCUACAGCGACAUGAUCACACCUUCCGAGCCCAGCAACAGCUCGCCUCCUACUGCCGACCGGCCUGGCAGCGCUUCUGGUGCAGCCACACCAUCACGCAAGAAGUGGUACAAGCAGGAGAAGACGGCACAGUCGCAAGAGACUUUGGCAACCCUCGUAGGGGCAUCUGCCAAGUUGGCCAAUCCAAACAACAAGAAGGAGCUACCUUCACGUCCGCAUCACAGGCGCACUAGUAGUGGCGGCCUGCUUGCCAAGGUCAUGAAAGCCAAAGAAGACCAGGACGUCCGCAUCAAGAUUCACGUUGCCAACAUUCUCAAGCGCCAGCAAUACAUUAUUCGCAUGUGUCGCGCUCUGAUGCUGUUUGGAGCGCCUACUCACCGUCUGGAAGAGUAUCUUGCAACUACAGCAAAGGUCCUUGAGAUCAACAGCCAGUUCUUGUACAUUCCAGGUUGCAUGCUCAUCUCCUUUGAUGACGCGAUGACUCAUACAGCCGAAGUCAAAAUUGUUCGCACAGCGCAGGGUGUCAACCUCGGCAAGCUGAAGGACACUCACGAGAUUUACAAAGAGGUUUUGCACGAUGUCAUCAGUCUCGACGAGGCCUUGCAGCGGCUGGAUGAAGUCAUCAGCGCCAAGGAUCGUCACAACGUUUGGCUGUGCGUCUUCAUGUAUGGUGCAGCUUCGGCAGCUGUCAGCUGCUUCUUCUCAGCACGCCCUUUCGAUAUCCCCAUCAUCUUUGCGCUUGGCUGUCUGCUUGGUUUCCUUCAGUUGAUUGUUGCACCGCUCUCUAAGACAUACAGCACCGUUUUCGAAAUUUCAGCGACUAUCUUGAUGAGCGCUCUGGCACGCGCCUUUGGCAGCAUCAACGGCGGCAACACAUUCUGCUUCUCUGCGAUCGCCCAAAGCGCCAUUGCCAUGAUCCUUCCGGGAUGGCUUGUGCUCAGUUCUGCGUUGGAGCUACAGUCUCGUGCCAUCGUUCCAGGCUCGAUCCGUCUUGUUUUCGCUAUCAUCUACUCGCUCUUUCUCGGCUAUGGUAUCACUGUUGGCACAGCCAUCUACGGUGCUAUCGACCCAAACGCCACGAAUGCAAAGACGUGCACGAAUGGAGCGGCGUUAGACAAGCAUUGGAACUUCUUAUUCGUUCCACUCUACGUCUUCUUCGUCACGUUCACUGUGCAGGCGAAGUAUAAGCAGAUGCCGGCCAUGAUCUUGAUCGCGACUGCUGGGUACACCGUCAACUUCUUUGCGAACAUGAAGUUCUCGUCAUCCGCACCUAUUGCCUACACUUUUGGGGCUUUCACUGUCGGUGUUCUGGCCAACAUGUACAGUCGCGUCAGACACGGCGUUGCUGCUGCUGUGCUUUUGCCUGCUGUCUACGUGCAGGUUCCUGGUAGUCUUGCUUCAAGUGGAGCCAUUGAGUCUGCUCUUGAAACAGCUUCUGCACUCAUCAGAGGCUCAGCGGAUGCCGACCAGACUACCAGUGAUGGCUUGAACUCCAUCGUCUUCAACGUCGCAGCGUCCAUGAUCCAGAUUGCCAUUGGUAUCACCGUGGGUCUGUUUAUGGCUGCACUUCUUGUCUACCCCAUGGGCAAAAAGCGCAGUGGUCUUUGGACCCUAUAG